AUGCAAUGUCAUGAGAAUUCUUCAAUCCCCAGUUUGCAUGAGGUAUUAACGAAGUCAGUUCAAGAUGAGAUAGAGAAUGACCCUUAUACGUUGAACAAAUUUGAACAGUUUUUACUGAAAUCACACUGUGAAGAGAACUACGAAUUCUGGAGAAGCUGUGAUGGAUACCUUUUAAAAUAUGAUAAUGAUGAUUUUGACAUACAGAAAGGGAACUCCAAAAUUUACAAAAAGUUCAUUAGAGCAAAUUCACCGAUGGAGUGUAACUUACCCGAGGAUAUAAAACAAAAUUUUAGAGAGAGCUACCACCAUGGUUCGAGAGUUCCAAAGGACACUUUGUGUAGAGCAAGACAACAUUCAUGGUCAUUAAUGAAAGAUGCUUAUAGACAGUACGUUAGGCAAGUUUGCAAAAGGAGUGGAUGUUGCAAUAGUAGAUCCGUUAGUCGAAGUGAAUCGCCAUCAGAAGUUACUAGAAUACGAUCUGAUCUAUCACAUACAAGUUUAACGAUUCCAAUAAUUGAGCUCCCGACAUUAGCAGUGACUAAUACUAGUAAACCAACAGGCGCUAGUCAUGCAUUUAGAAGGAGUAGUAGUUUCAGUUCAAGUGGACCUGAGACAUCAAGCAGUAGUGAAGAAAGCCCUACGGAACCGCCAGAUGCGAUUGGUGCUGGUACCCAAAGAUUAUUUUCGAAGGGUAAAGAAUUCAUGAGUCGAUUUAGGUUAAAGAACAGACGUACAUCAUUUGCAUCUCAGUCAUCAACAAAUUCUAUCUAUACAAACUUUGAAAGAAGGGCUAGCGAUAGAACUUUGUAUCAGAAAUAA
This is a messenger RNA of Zygosaccharomyces rouxii, 819 nucleotides long. RefSeq names its product GTPase-activating protein RGS2 (gene RGS2). The record is from RefSeq and is a predicted model, not a curated record. The coding region runs from base 1 to 819 and encodes 272 amino acids. Lineage: Eukaryota; Fungi; Ascomycota; Saccharomycetes; Saccharomycetales; Saccharomycetaceae. The transcript has a single exon.